GUGGCAACAAGCCAAGCCAGGGUCCGUCAUCUUACAAAGUACUGUAUCGCACAUCCAUCCAUCCCACCCUUCGCGACAAACCGAUUGCCGCCGUCUCCGACACAAUGGAUACCUGACUGUCUUCUCGCCAUACCCGGAUUUCCGUUCUCAUCCCGAAUCAGCAUUUCCACAACAGUCCGCCUGAUAAGAUGCGGCUCGCGUGGUACGCAGGGGCCUCCACGGCUCUCGCAGCCGCCGUGGUUGCGUCGGCGUUCUAUCAGCGCGCCAACUUCUACUCUGCCAUGGUGCAUCUCGCCCAGAGCAGCCUCUCAUUGAUGGUUCUUGUCAACCUCAUCUUCGUCGUCUACGGCUCGUUCAUGUAUGGCCUCCAGCGCCUCUGCUUCGGCCCCCUUCGCCCGACCGAGAUAGAACAGCUCUAUGAGAAGGCAUGGUUUGCCGUUACGGAAACGUGCUUGGCCAUGACCAUCUUCCGCGAUGAGCUCGGCGCCUUCUUCCUCGUCAUGUUCACGGCCCUGGUCACGGGCAAGGUAUGGGGUUGGAUUGGAGACGGACGUGUCGACGUCCUCGAGCAACAACCUCCCGCAAAUCCGCGACUCUUUCACGCUCGUCUCGGUCUCUCGCUAUUUAUAAGCGUUGCUUACGACAUUUGGCUCCUCACAUAUUCCGUCAACACAGUGGUGGAAGAAGCUCGCCCCUCGAUGAUGCUCAUGUUUCUCUUCGAGUUCGCCGUCCUCGCCGUGAACUCGCUCCACACUGUUGCUCGGUAUAUUAUCUCACUCGCGGAGCAGCAUGUUGUUAAAACGCAGACGCGGCAGCGCUUGGAGGAUAGACGCCGCCGUGUUAGGGAGCAAAGAGCCGAAAUUCUGAGGCGCCGAGAGGCUGAGGGAGCUACAGGGGACAACGAAGAGCUUCCUGACGAGAAUGAUAUUGACGAGAUGGAUAUUGAGGUGCCUGGUUGGGAAGCAAAGGGUCAAUGGGUCUUAUCCCUCGAUUUGCUUGCUGACUUCGUCAAGUUUGGCAUAUACACAACCUUUUUCUGCGUUCUGAUGAGCUUUUAUGGCCUCCCGAUUCACAUUAUGCGGGAUUGGUUUAUGACGACGAGGUCGUUUCUCAAGAGGCUCCACGCCCUCAUCCGCUACCGCCAAGCCCUCAAACAUAUGGAUCAGUAUCCGGACGCUACCGCCGAGGAGCUUGGCCGAGAGGACACCUGCAUCAUUUGCAGGGAGGAAAUGCGUCCCUGGGAUCGCAACGACCCUUCGCAAGUUGAGCGUAGCCGCGCGAAGAAGCUCCCUUGCGGCCAUAUCCUGCACUUCGGCUGUCUUAAGAGCUGGCUGGAACGGCAGCAAGUGUGCCCAACUUGCCGGCGUCCGGUUGCCAGGGACGGACCGCAGCCGGCCGCUAAUGCCCCCGCUGGCGUUCUUGGGCUCUUCCCUGCCGGGCAGAACCGACCGCCGCAGCCCCCGGCUAACGGCCAGGGAGCUCCUGGCAGAGACCAGCCGCCUCAGGGAGCCGGAGCCGGGGCAGCGGAUCGCCAGCAGAAUAACCCAGUCGCAAACCCGAAUCCGAACAUCAGGUUGUUCAACCUUGGGCCUCUUAGGUUGGGCUUUGCCCAGGGCGGAGUCGACGACAUUAGGGAGAUGGCGCAGCGUAUGCGGCUGCCUCCGGGCGCCGUGAACUUGCCCGUACCGACGCCUACGGUCCCUGCAGCUCAAGAGAACAAUGCAUCGGCUCCCAGCCUUGAGCAGAUCCGCGGGCAGCUCAUGGCGUUGGGGCAACAAGUCCGGCAAGACAUCAUCAAUGCGCACAACGCAGCACAUGAGGUCCAUGUCCUGAACCUUUUAAUGAACGAAAUCAAUCGCCUCCGUCAACUGCAACAACAGCACCAGAACCAGCAGCAAGGCGCCCAAUUUGCCGCCCCGGGCAUAGUCCUAAGUGGACAAGCGUCCUUACCACAACAACAACAACAACAGCAACAACAACAACAACACGGGGUAACGCACCCGUCCACGCAUUUACCCGUGCAGGCGUCCCUCCCUAUCCCGCGUUCUCCGAAUCUCGUGGCCGAAAGGCUUCCUCCCGGUGUAACCCGGCAUGUUGGCACGGGUUACGGAGCAGCCAUUCCGGCGGGCAGUCCCGACUUGCCAGAAGGGGUGGUCAUUCCGCCGGGUUGGUCGUUGCUCCCUCUCCAGCGGCUGGAUGGCGAUGUACUGUCGUCUGAACAAACACACAACGCUCAGGCACAUGCCCAGGAUAUACUACGAUCGGUCUUUGGAAAUCAUCCUCGAUCCAGGGGUACCAGCCCCGCUCCUCCCAGCAACUUGUCUACACAACUAGGACGGUCCGGCGCACAGGCAGCUCGCAACGUACCCGAAUCAUCUCGACGACCGGGUUCGCAGGGUGACACGGCCGCACGUAGGCAGCCCCCUGUCACCGCGCCUGUACCUUUGGCGCCAAACUGGGGAGGUUCGGCGCAGCUAUUUGGGGGCGAUCGGACCACGGGACCAGUUUUGGGGUACCAAGUGGAGCAGCGGCCAGCGCCACACGAAGAGCCCGGGGAAAGCAGUGGUGGUGGACCGGCGGCGAGCACAUCGACAACGGUAACCGGAGGCGCUUCCGGGGAGAGCAGCAGUGAGCAGCAAACCGGAGGAACCGAAGUGAACGGGAGUACCAGCCAUAGAGGACCUAGGGCUGCGACGGUUGAGGAAGCGGAGGAUGAGGAUGAACAAUGAAUGUCUGUACCGUUAGUUAUCACCUUUUUGCCACUCUCGAGCAAGCGCAAUACCGAAAUUGUGUCGGGCGUUAGGUUGGGUUUAUCUUUAGAUCUGUUUUGAGCCGGGAGGCAGGCUGGCUUGGUUGGGAUGUUGAGGUAUCAAUCCAGCGCAGCGUAUUCAGGAUGUGGUACACAUGAUUAGAACAGAACUAAGGUACCUACCUCCUUAAGAGUUUCCGCCGAAAUUUGAAGGGCGUGCAACGCGAAAACAGCCUUGCACAAGAUACGUACUGUACCUGGGAG
This is a messenger RNA of Thermothelomyces thermophilus ATCC 42464, 3013 nucleotides long. RefSeq lists its product as uncharacterized. The coding region runs from base 189 to 2729 and encodes 846 amino acids. The transcript has 4 exons. The record is from RefSeq and is a predicted model, not a curated record. Lineage: Eukaryota; Fungi; Ascomycota; Sordariomycetes; Sordariales; Chaetomiaceae. Gene Ontology annotation, cellular component: cytoplasm.